AUGUCCGUCCGCAGAGGCAGGCGAGCACGAGGUCCGGCUGAGGGGGUGCCUUUCCUGUUUGGGUUUAGCGUUCCGACCGAGCCUCCCUCGCGCGUUUUGAGGCCAGCGGAGGGAGUCGAUCGAGGCUCGACGAAAGGAACAGAGUCGGCAGAGACGUCGUGCGACUGCCCUGCUCUCCCUGGCCGGCAUGCUGCGCCGCAAACGAUAGACCGACGACGGUACGCUCUGCCUUGGCUCGGCCUUGCUCGAUCUCCUCGACACUAUUCGCUUUCCCCGAUCGAGAUUCAGAUCAUCUACAGCCUACGCAUUGGUUUCUGUCUGGCGUGGUGUCUCUUGCUGGCGAAUGGUUUUCCUCUUGCCUGCGGUGGCCAUUCUCUAGCCCGCGUCGUUCGACCACCCCCGCUUUGCGUCCGCGACCGCGAGCAACACCCGGUUGCUCCCCCGACUCUUCCCACCGCGCUCCUUUGA
Molecule: messenger RNA, 468 nt
Organism: Penicilliopsis zonata CBS 506.65
Lineage: Eukaryota; Fungi; Ascomycota; Eurotiomycetes; Eurotiales; Aspergillaceae
Exons: 3
Coding region: 1-468 (155 amino acids)
Source: RefSeq, a predicted model, not a curated record